Trifolium pratense (red clover) is the source of this 1697-nucleotide messenger RNA. RefSeq names its product F-box/FBD/LRR-repeat protein At3g14710-like. Gene Ontology annotation, molecular function: protein binding. The transcript has 4 exons. The coding region runs from base 130 to 1554 and encodes 474 amino acids. The record is from RefSeq and is a predicted model, not a curated record. NCBI's taxonomy places the organism in Eukaryota, Viridiplantae, Streptophyta, Magnoliopsida, Fabales, Fabaceae.
AUUUGAAAGCUGAAAGGUUCAGUUAAAUCAUAUCCCACCGAUUUUCGAAAUACAAAAACACUAUAUCACUCCUCAGCUCCCGUUCCCGGCGGCGCUGUUCUUCUAAGUUAAGAGGAAAUUGGUAUAAACAUGGAAUUGAGUUAUGUUAAUGCAUCUGGUAGAUAUGAGAUGGAUUCUUCUCAAAAGCAGGUGUCCAACAAUGGCCGGGAUAUAAUAAGUGACCUACCUAACCACAUUAUUGGUUCUAUUCUUUCUUUUCUUCCGACUAAAGUCGCGGUUCGCACUUGUGUUCUCUCAAAAAGGUGGAAAAACUUAUGGACAUUUGUCAGAGAACUUAGCUUUCAAGAUCAUUUUCACCGCAUUAAAAUUAAGAAAAUGCAGUUUGUACAGUUUGUCUAUAGGGUACUACGUCAUCUGGAUAGUUCAAUGAUCGAUAGCUUUUCUCUUUCUUUAUGCUAUAACUAUGCCCAUAUUAAGGAGUGGAUUUCUUUAGUUUUGAGUCGGAAGGUCAAAAAAGUUUAUUUGGAGGCACAGUCUAAACAUCAAUAUCAAGAGUUUCCUACCAAAAAAAAAAAAGAGUUUCCUACCAAUUCCCUUUUCGAAUGCCAGUACUUACAGGAAUUGUGUUUGAAAAAUUUUCGUAUCAGACUUCGUCCCUUUAUCACUCUUUCAUCCCUCACAGUUCUUAAAUUAUCCAGAAUGUCAGUUACCACUACCUUUGGCGUUCCGAAUGAACCGAAAGAUUUAACACUUAAUUUCCCUGUUCUUAGAAAGUUUGAGACAGAAGGAUGGCCAUGGUAUCAUGUAAAGAGUGUCACUUUACAAAUGCCGCUGCUAGAUGUUCUUUCAAUGGACGACUGUCGAUAUCACGGGCCACAUGUUGAAAUUAAUUAUUGUGUUUCGCAUCUUAUAAAGUUUAAUUAUACUGGCCGUUUUUUGUCAGCAACCAUUUUGGUAGAUGCAGUAGACAUUGUUUCUGCUAAUAUUAAUAUUAUGCUAUAUGAUGGUUCAAGUAACAGUAUACAAGAACAAAUGGUUUUUGUUAGUAAGCUUCUAAGUAUUAAUGGUCUUAAUGCAGCUAGUCUAAAGCUUUGUCUGUCUCGUGAGCAGCUAUUUGAAAGUGUCGUCGAGGUAUUUGAAAAAGUGAGAGAUUCUCUUAAUUACAUUCCUGACUUUCAAAUAUUAAGUCAUCUCCAUCUAGAGUUAGCACCUGGUGAUUUGUUGCUUGGAAUACUUUCGAAAUCACCAUGUUUGGAGACUUUAGUUUUAAAGGUUCAAGAUUUUGGUAAAACACUGCUUGAUUCUGCAUUAAUGCCGGGUUGUUUUCUACUUACCCUUAAAGUGGUGAAAUUUGAAAGAUUUGCUGCUACUACACAUGACUUAAAUUUCGCAGAAUUUGUGUUGAAAAAUGCUAUGGUCUUGGAGAAGAUUACUUUCUCCUGUUCUCCUCCUAAGAAGCUUGGCCAGAAGAAAUGGAAAAAAGUUAGAGAUAACAUCUUGUCAUACACAAGGAGGUUUAGCUCCCUAGAUAUAAAAUUGGAAAUUGUUCCAUAGUUAUAGAAAUGUGCAAAACUGUGUACAAUUUACAUUAAUAAAUUUGAUUAAGAGAGACUAUAUCCAACUAUAGAUAGUUCAGGAAGAACUAACUCUUGAAACCAUGUUUUCAUUUUAUUAUUCCUAGUAAUGUGUUUGGUAAA